Gilbertella persicaria is the source of this 1299-nucleotide messenger RNA. RefSeq lists its product as uncharacterized. The transcript has 2 exons. The record is from RefSeq and is a predicted model, not a curated record. Bases 5 to 976 code for a protein of 323 amino acids. NCBI's taxonomy places the organism in Eukaryota, Fungi, Mucoromycota, Mucoromycetes, Mucorales, Choanephoraceae.
AAUCAUGACUGAAUCCAAUUUAGACGCACCCAAUUAUCCUUAUCGAUUCUGUAAAGAUUUUUCUACUUCUUUCAAAAGAUGGUUCUUUAAGGGUCAAAGAGCUGAACUUAAAGGACUUGAAUUAGAGCACGUUUUAAAUGGUGUAACCAAGCAGCCAAUUUCUCUUUAUGAUUUCCGGCUUUAUCUUCAAAACAAAGAACAUACAGCUGAGAACCUUGAAUUCCAUUACUGGUAUCAAGAUUACAAGCGUAGAUUUGAAGCAUUGCCUGACAUCAAAAAAGCAAAAUCACCUCCUCCAGAAGAGCCUUUCAGGCCUGAUUUUGACAAGGAACCAAACUCAUCUGACAGAAAAGACUAUCAACCCUUUCGAACUGAAAUUGAUGCCACUCUUAAGACUUUUUUUCAUAAAGGAGAUUCUCUCAAGGAACUCUUUUUGGACCCCUCUGUCUUGAGCUAUACACUUUGCGCUGCUGCUAAGACAACACAUCCUGAUGUAUUUGAACCUGCUUAUCAUCAAACAUACAAGUUUAUGAGAGAGACUAGCUUCAAGAAUUUUAUUCAUGUUGGUGUCCAGAAUGUACGCUAUGGAUUUGUAGUUGCUGAACUCACGAUGGGUUGCCUCAACCUGUCCCUUUUACCCAUGGUCUUGUUUAACACAUUUGCUAUGCAUAUGUCUCGUUGGACACGUCUGUUUGUGUUUGCUCUAAUAUUUACUUUCGUUUCCAUGAUCCUCUGUGGACGCACUGGCUUUUGUUUGGUUCGAUGUCUAUUCAAAAGGAGACAAGUGCCUGAUUUUAUUUGCGCACAGUAUUUUGCAAGCAGUAAGAACGAUAACAAACGAGCCAGUCGGUGGUUUAAGGGACGAGUGGAAGCAUCCGAUGAUCUAGAAAGCAAUAGUAAAGAAGAGAAAAGGGAUUUGACUCCUAUUUUAGAUCAACAAGUUGUCAAAUACGGAAGGGUGAGGACUAAUCAUUAACUAUAAACGUUACUCAUGUCACUGAAUAGCAAAUGCUUGUUCAUAUCGUCGUCUUUAGCCUGUUUUUGGCUACUGUCAUUACUGCUAUUGCUGUUGCUUUGACAACUGAAAAUGAUCCUAUGCCUAUGCCACAAAAGACAAGUGCUCAUAGUAAUCAACACUAAACUCUCUUUUCUAUUGUUCCUUUUCUCCUUAAUUAUUCUCUAUUACUAAAAAGAAGAUGUAAAAUCAAGAUAUCUUUCGCAUGAUGCUUACCUAAAAAGACUUUCCUGACUUUCAAAUUACUUCAUAAAAAAAAAAGCAGAUGUGCCCUUUUUUUAUUA